AUGAAAGAGUUUCUUUUAGUUACAAUCUUGGUGUUGUUUCAGUGCACGUUGGGUCAGCAAGAUUUCUUGAAGUCAAGAAUUGAACGGUCAGCAUUGCUUGAUAUCCGGUCGUCUUUGGGGAUAAGAAGCACAGACUGGCCAAUAAAAUCCAACCCCUGCAAGAGAUGGACAGGAAUCCAAUGCAGAAACGGGCGGGUCAAUGGGAUCAAUAUAUCCGGGUUUAAGCGGACUCGGGCCGGGCGUUUGAGCCCCAGUUUCAGUGUUGAUUCUUUGGCUAAUUUUACUUUCUUGGAGUCUUUUAAUGCUUCGGGCUUUUCACUUCCUGGUUCAAUACCGGAUUGGUUUGGUUACCGGCUUGGUUCUUUAAAGGUUUUGGAUCUCCGGUCUAGUUCAGUUACCGGUCCGAUUCCUGCUUCGCUUGGUAAUUUAACUAGACUCAAUGCUUUAUAUCUAGCUAAUAAUGAUCUUGCUGGUAGUAUGCCUGCUGCAUUGGGGCGGCUAAUGCAGUUAUCAGUUCUUGAUCUUUCAAGGAAUUCACUUACUGGACGAAUACCAAAUGAUAUUGGAUUGCUUAGUAAUCUAUCAAGACUUGACCUUUCUUCCAAUUACUUUUCUGGGUCCAUACCAUCUACUCUCGGCAGUAUUUCUAGGCUGCAAUUCUUGAAUAUAUCUGAUAAUAGCCUUAUGGGUUCGUUGCCUGUUGAAUUGGGUAAUCUUUCUCACUUGGUUGAGCUUAAUCUUAGUAUGAAUGCGUUAUCCGGGUCGUUGCCUGAAGAGUUUUUGCGGUUGAGGAGUUUGGAAAUGCUGAUGUUGAUGGAUAAUCAAUUGGAGGGUAGAUUGCCGGAUGGUUUGUUUUCGAGUCUUGGUGAAUUGAGAGUUUUGGAUUUAAGAGACAAUAAAUUUGAUGGUGCUCUUCCUGGUGCUUUGUGGUCAUUGCCGAAUUUGCAGGUUCUUGAUGUUUCUGCUAAUAAUUUGACAGGUAAUUUGUCGGAUUUUAGUUUCAAGGGUCAUGCCAGUGGUGCUGUGUUUAAUCUUUCGAACAAUCAUUUAUAUGGAAAUCUAGAUUUUUUAUCUGGAAACUAUACUUUCAUUGAUUUGUCGGGUAAUUAUUUCCAAGGAAAGGUUCCUCUUAGCAGUUCAAGCAAUGGCAACCUUGACAUGAACUGCCUUCAGGCGGUGUCUGAUCAGAGAAGCUUGGAAGACUGUAGUUCGUUUUAUGCUGAGAGAGGCUUAACUUUCGAUUAUUUUGGAAGUCCAGAACCAAGACAGCAGCCAUUACCUAAUCCUGCUCCAAAGAGAAUCAAACGAUGGAUAUACAUCCUGGCAGGAUUGCUUGGUGGAGUUGGUUUCAUUGUCCUUUUGGUACUGGUGAUAGUAGUGGUCCUUAGGAAGUGUAAUAAUACCACUUCAAAUGAAAGGGGAAGUGCAGAUGUGGGGCCUGUUCCAGAUGGAGAUAGCCCCUCACUUCCUAAGGAUCCUAUUAGCGUAUCUAGUACGGGAGAGUCAUUUAUGUAUGAACAGUUGCUCGGUUUCACUGGUGAAUUUAGUGAAAGAAAUCUCAUCAAACAUGGUCACUCUGGAGAUCUCUACAAGGGUUUUUUGGAAGGAGGAAUUCCCAUCGUUGUCAAAAAGAUUAAUUUGCAUAGCUUGAGAAAGGAUUCCUACAUGACGGAAAUAGAAUUUUUCAGCAAGUAUUCACAUGCACGUUUGGUCCCGCUUCUGGGACAUUGUCUGGAGAACGAAAAUCAGAAGCUUUUGGUAUACAAGUAUAUGCCGAAUGGAGACUUGGCUGAAUCUUUGUACAGGGUAAACAAUUUUGAGGACGAUGGUUUGCAGUCCCUAGAUUGGAUCACAAGACUGAAAAUUGCUAUAGGAGCUGCUGAAGGCCUCUCUUACCUGCAUCACGGGUGUAACCCUCCCCUUGUUCAUAGAGAUGUUCAAGCGAGCAGUAUCCUUCUUGAUGAUAAGUUCGAGGUUCGACUUGGAAGCUUGAGUGAGGUUCGUAUCCAGGAAGGGGAUUCACACCCAAAUGUUCUCACAAGGUUCUUGAGGAAGUCCCAAUCCUCUGUCUCUGAUCCUGGAACUUCUGGCUCGUCCCCGGCAACUUGUGCUCAUGAUGUGUAUUGUUUUGGAAAGGUCUUGCUUGAGCUUGUUACUGGCAAGCUUGGCAUCAGCAAAUCAGAUGAUGCUACCACUAAGGAGUGGUUAGAACAAACGUUGGCACAGAUCAGUAUAUAUGACAAGGAACUGGUGGCAAAGAUUGUUGACCAAUCUCUUAUCAUAGAUGAAGAUUUAUUGGAAGAGGUAUGGGCAAUGGCUGUCGUGGCCAGGUCAUGCCUUAAUCCCAAACCCUCUAAACGUCCUCCAAUAAAAUAUGUUCUCAAAGCGUUGGAAAACCCUCUGAAAGUGGUGAGAGAGGACAGUUAUAGCUCAGAGAGGCUGAGGACAACUUCAUCUAGGAGAUCUUGGAGUGCUGCCUUUUUUGGUAGUUGGAGACACAGCUCAGACAAUGCUACAGUUCUGGGCCAUGCUAACCGAGAGGGGAUUGGUGGCUUGAAGCAGCCAGAGAGAGUUGGAUCUCAGGGCAGUGGCGGGAUUGAAUAUUCAUUUUCUAAUAAAAGGUUAUCCAAUGAAGUUUUCCCUGAGCCGCUUGAAAUGCAAGAUAUGGAGAGGCUAGAUGAGGAUUAG
This is a messenger RNA of Dovyalis caffra, 2688 nucleotides long. The record is from the annotation of a GenBank genome assembly. NCBI's taxonomy places the organism in Eukaryota, Viridiplantae, Streptophyta, Magnoliopsida, Malpighiales, Salicaceae.